CGGGCAGUGAUCACUCCAGUGCGGAUUGGGAAAGGAACAGCCACUGCAACGAGAGACCGUGUGUGACACGCUGGGGGAGGACAUCAAGAGUGGAGGAAUUGCGACUGGGUAUCUCAGAGGGAAUAUCACAUCCGAUCUACACCCCACUCAGCUGAAUAUCAUCGGCCUGUGAGCGUGGAGGGAGAGACGCUGGUUUGUUUCACUUCAGACCCCAGGCGGUGAGGGCUGUUACAGGGCACCGACCGUGACACAGCUGGGGAGAAGACACACUGUCUGCAGCGGGGAGCUGAGAAACCACUUGUGUAAGGUCAGGAGCCAGUUUCAGGCAAGCCGUGUAACUUCUUCCAGCCUGUGAAGGAGCGGGCAGUGAUCACUCCAGUGCGGAUUGGGAAAGGAACAGCCACUGCAACGAGAGACCGUGUGUGACACGCUGGGGGAGGUGAGCUCACCUGAUCUGUGACUGGGAACGUGUUCACCACAUCCUUGUUUUUGCACCAGUGAAACAUUCAUUCUUUUGACUGAGAUAAACUUGAUCCAUUUCCCUGAGAGUAUUCAAAUCUUCUUUCCCUUGUUUCCAUUUGAGGAAAGUAAUUAAUUCGGUCAUCUUUUUUACUGACUGACCACUGAGGUCCCGGGGAAACAUUAUCACCCUUCUUCAGGUGCACGAAGGGUCUCACUUGGUCAUCCGACCUGAUGAGACAGCGGCAAGUUCGCGCUGGGGAGAGACAGCUAACCUGCUUUGCAUGCAGGAAAGGAUUCACUCUCAUCCCGCUUCGCGACGUGCCAGUGAGAGGUCAUGUUCCGGUUUUCAUUGUGGGAGUGACACAUCCAACAGGAGUAUAAACUUCAAGUAACACAGUGACCUGAUGGAUUGUCAGCGAACUGCCACUCAGGAGAGGCCCUUCACCUGCAACGAGUGUGGAUUGGGAUUCACUCUGUCAUCUGGCCUUUUGAGGCACCAGCGAAUUCACACCGGGGAGAGGCCGUUCAUCUGCUGCGAGUGCGGGAAAGGAUUCGCUCAGUCGUCCAAACUUCUGACUCACCGACGAAUCCACACCGGGGAGAGACCGUUCAUCUGCUCCGAGUGUGGGAAGGGAUUCACUCGGUCAUCCGACCUCCUGGGGCACCAGCGAAUUCACACCGGGGAGAGGCCGUUCAAAUGCUCCGAGUGUGGGAUGGGAUUCACUCAGUCGUCUGGCCUUGUGAGGCACCAGCGAAUUCACACUGGGGAGACACCAUUCAUAUGCUCCGAGUGUGGGAAGGGAUUCACUCGGUUGACUAAGCUACUGACUCACCAGCGAGUUCACACCGGGGAGAGGCCGUUCAUCUGCUCCGAAUGCGGGAAGGGGUUCACCCAGUCCUCUAACCUUCUGACGCACCAACGAAUUCACACUGAUGAACAGCCAUUCAGAUGCUGUGAGUGUGGGAAGGGGUUCACUCAGUCGUCCAGCCUACUGAUACACCAGCAAAUUCACACUCGGGAGAGACUGUUCAGCUGCUCUGAGUGCGGGAAGGGGUUCACCCGGUCAUCCAAUCUGCUGGCUCACCAGCGGGUUCACACUGGGGAGAAGCCUUUCAUCUGCUGUCACUGUGGGAAGGGUUUCAGGCACUCCUUCAGCCUGCAAUGUCACCUGCGAGUCCACACCGGGGAGCGGCCGUUCACCUGCUCUCACUGUGGGAAGACUUUCAAUCAUUCCUUCAGCCUGCAGAGACACCAGCGAGUCCACACCGGGGAGCGGCCUUUCACCUGCUCCGAGUGUGGGAAGGGGUUCACUCAGUCGUCCAGUCUACUGAUACACCAGCGGGUUCACACCGGGGAGCGGCCGUUCGUCUGCUCAGAAUGUGGAAUGGGAUUCAUGCAGUCUUCCAGCCUUGUGAAACACCAACGAAUUCACACUGGGGAGAGGCCAUUCAUCUGCUCUGAGUGCGGGAAGGGAUUUGCUCGUUCGUCUGACCUUCUGAUGCACCAACAAAUUCACACCGGAGAGCGUCUAUUCCAGUGCCGUGUGUGUGGCAAGGGAUUCACUCGAUCGUCCAACCUGCUGACUCACCAACGAAGGCACAGCGGGGAGCGGCCGUUCGUCUGCUCUGAGUGCGGGAGGGGAUUCACUCGGUCGUCCGAGCUUAAGGCACACCAACGUGUUCACAAUGGGGAGAGGCCCUUCCCCUGUUCCGAGUGCGGGAAGGGGUUCAUGUGUUCAUCCCAGCUACAGUCUCACCAACUAAUUCACAGCGGGGAGCGGCCGUUCGUCUGCUCUGAGUGCGGGAGGGGAUUCACUCGGUCGUCCGAGCUUCGGACACAUCAGCUCAUUCACACCGGGGAGAGGCCUUACGUGUGCUCCGAGUGCGGGAAGGGGUUCAUUCGUUCAUCUCAUCUGCAGUCGCACCAACAAAUUCACACCGGGGAGCAGCCGUUCGUCUGCUCUGAGUGCGGGAGGGGAUUCACUCGGUCGUCUGAGCUUCAGACGCACCAACUCAUUCACACCGGGGAGAGGCCCUACACCUGUUCCGAGUGUGGGAAGGGAUUCUAUCGAUCGUCUGAGCUUCUGAAGCACCAACGGAUUCACACCGGGGAGCGGCCGUUCAUAUGCAGCCAGUGUGGCAAGGGAUUCAUUUAUUCAUCCCAACUGCGGACACACCAAUUAAUUCACACUGGGGAGCGUCCAUUCAUCUGCUGUGAGUGUGGGAGGGGAUUCACUCAGUCAUCGGAGCUUCGGAAACACCAAAGUACUCACACUGGAAAGAAGCCUUACUCCUGUUCCGAGUGUGGAAAGAGUUUCACUCGGUCCUCUGACCUUCUGACGCACCAACGGGUUCACACCGGAGAGCGGCCGUUCAUAUGCAGUCAGUGCAGCAAGGGAUUCAGUCGUUUGUACCAUCUGCGUUCGCACGAGCGAAUUCACACCAAGGAAUGGCCAUUCAUCUGCCCCAAGUGCGGGAAGGGAUUCACUCAGUCGUCCAACCUCCUGAGGCACCAGCGGAUUCACACCGGGGAGAGGCCGUUCACCUGCCCCGACUGUGGGAGGAACUUCAGUCAGUCUUCUCACCUCUCGAAACAUCAGCGAGCUCACACUAAAGGGACGGUGCAAAUGUGCGGUACUUAUGUGGGGCAUUUAAACACGGCAGGUGCAGAGACAGCAGUGCGUUCACAAGUGACUGCAGGAACUGAUUCUGCAGUUAUUGCUGCUGUUGAUCACAUCCAGGUUUGGACCCAGGUCACUGGACACAUUCAAAAAUUCAAAGUACAUUUAUUAUCAAAGAAUGUAUAAAUUAUACACCUUGAGAUCUAUUGGCUUGCAGGCAGCCACAUUUGGGGUUCUUGCCCCUAGGACAGCAGGCACAUUUUAUUCUGCAUCAAUUAUGAGUCAGUCUGUUCUCUGUGAAUGGAGUGAGCUUGUGUAUGUACCAUUCAGCUAAUAUACAGAAACAAGCUACAACACAAUUCAGAGUGGAUCACAUUUUUGUAUAUUUGUUAUUCACUAGCAAGGGAAAAUUGGUUCCAACAUUAGCUGGACAACAGUUUUCAAGCUUGUGUCUCAAAGCACUUUUGGAGAGCACAGUAAUGAGGUAGUUUCAUUCUGUAAUAGCAUUCAUCUGUUAUCCUGUUCCUGCCAUGAACACACCCAUCUCCCUUCAUAAGACACAUAUCUUGAUAAAACCUACACAGACUUGGGAUCCUUCAGGUUCCAUUUGUUACAUUACUUUUUACAAAACUUACAAAUUCAUAAAGACUUCAGGGUUACAGAUAUAUUUUCACAUUUGCUGCUUUUGGUCAUUUCAUGACAUCACCAUAACCUUUGAAACAAUUGUUAAGGUAUGAGUGCAGUAAUAAAAGUGAUUUUGGACACUCGUAUAAUGACACAUACUCAGAACUUUAGUUAUACAAAAUCUCCUUUUUCUGUUCUGGAUCAACAGGUACCCAUUUGCAAUAUAAUCUCCUUAUGGUUUUACAUUUGUUCACACCGUUAGACACCUUCUUACAGUGACGAGAGUGAAUCCACAGUGGCUUUUUUU
This is a messenger RNA of Hypanus sabinus (Atlantic stingray), 4014 nucleotides long. Its product is annotated as zinc finger protein 850-like. Lineage: Eukaryota; Metazoa; Chordata; Chondrichthyes; Myliobatiformes; Dasyatidae. Gene Ontology annotation, molecular function: RNA polymerase II cis-regulatory region sequence-specific DNA binding; DNA-binding transcription factor activity. Bases 867 to 3269 code for a protein of 800 amino acids. The record is from RefSeq and is a predicted model, not a curated record. The transcript has 3 exons. Gene Ontology annotation, biological process: regulation of transcription by RNA polymerase II.